AGAUGGCGCCACGUGGGUAGCAUGCCGUUGAUAUGAACCAAACAAAAUGUUAUUCGGACAAUCUAUGAUUAAGAGUUAUUCGAGUAAUGUUUAUUCAGAAAGACUAAAUAAACUAAUGUUUAAUCGUCGUUUUUAAUUUUUUUUAUGUUUCUAUUCGGUUGUAUACGUAGCUUCUAGCACAAGUUCACAUUGGUCCACGUGUAUGUACCAUGUGUUCGUUAAAUGACAUAUAAAGCAACAAAAUAAAUUAUGAUCGUUUGAAAAUUAAUUUUAUCCAUUUCUGACGACUGAUUAAUUAAUUUAGCAAUAGCUCAGAAUUGUUGAAAAAAUUCAUAUAUUUGAAUUGAUGCAUUCGUGAGUUAAGUGGCAUACAAUAUAGAACACAAUAUGGCCGCGGACAAGAUAACUCAGCUUUUUGGCGUGAAAGACAAUUUUCUCAUCGGCAAUUAUCAAGAAUGCAUCAAGGAAGCACAGAAGCUGAAGCCGUCUACGCCAGCAAUGGCCGUAGAACGAGAUGGGUACCUUUAUCGCGCGUAUAUAGCGCAGAGAAAUUUCCGAGUUGUACUGGAUGAAAUAAAUAGUUCAUCACCGGCAGAACUUCAACCUCUCAAAACAUUGGCGGAUUACUUUGCCAACCCCAGUCGUAGAGAAGCUGUACUCGCAGAACUACAGGAGGCAACUAAUAACAUCGAUUACAAUAAUUACAAUCUUGUAAUCGUUGCUGCUACCAUUCAUUACCAUGAGAACAAUCUGGACGCUGCACUUACGAUACUUAAGGAUGCAGAGCAUUUAGAAUGUCUGUCAUUGAAGUUAGCAAUCUAUUUGAAAAUGUACAGAGUGGACCUCGCGAAAGAAGUGUUGAAAACUAUGCAAGCAAUAGACGAAGAUUCUAUUGUAACCCAAUUGGCUCAAGCGUGGUUAAAUAUUACCACUGGUGCGGAUAAACUGCACGAGGCUUAUUAUAUACUACAGGAAAUGACAGAUAAAUAUUCUCGUACAACUAUGAUGCUGAAUGGACAAGCUGCCUGUUUCAUUGGACAAGGCAAAUACGAAGAAGCUGAAACCGUCUUGCAGGACUCCCUUGAGAAGGACAGCAAUAAUCCGGUUACUUUGAUCAACAUGGUUGUCCUGUCUCAUCAGUUAGGAAAGCAACCAGAAGUUGCCAACCGUUAUUUGAGUCAGUUGAAGGAAUCACAUGCAGAACACCCGUUUGUCAAAGAAUACUCUCAGAAGACGUCAGAAUUCCAAAGACUAGUGAAGCAAUAUUCCGUGUGUGCCUAAAUAUACCGUAUUGUAUUAGAUGAAUUGAUAAAUUUACCUGUUUCUUACUUCACCCAAUUUAUUCAUACAUUUUCCGUUAGUCCAUUCCCAUGAGAAGAGCGGAAAGAAGUAGACGUUCUGAA
Messenger RNA from Nomia melanderi (Alkali bee), 1403 nucleotides. It is a transcript of the gene epsilonCOP, whose product is annotated as coatomer subunit epsilon. Gene Ontology annotation, molecular function: structural molecule activity; protein binding. The record is from RefSeq and is a predicted model, not a curated record. NCBI's taxonomy places the organism in Eukaryota, Metazoa, Arthropoda, Insecta, Hymenoptera, Halictidae. Gene Ontology annotation, biological process: retrograde vesicle-mediated transport, Golgi to endoplasmic reticulum; endoplasmic reticulum to Golgi vesicle-mediated transport; intra-Golgi vesicle-mediated transport. Gene Ontology annotation, cellular component: COPI vesicle coat.